AUGUCCAUUGUGGGGCGCUUCCGUUUGUUCGUGCCGGGCGCCGUGGCGAAGGCCGCGCCCAAGCUGGGUCAGGCGUUGGGCCCUUUGGGCAUCAACAUGGUGGCCUUCUGCAAGGAUUUCAAUGCGCGGACCACGAAAGUUCGACCGGAAGUGCCCAUUCAGGCCACCUUGGUGCCGCGAACGGAUCGGACGUACAAGUUCUUCAUCCGCUCGCCCUAUUCGCCCUGGUUUUUGUUGCGGUGUGCGCGGCUACCCAGAGGCAGCAGUGUGGGCAAUGGCGGCCCGCCGGUGGGAAAUAUUACAUUUAAAGAGCUCUAUCACAUCGCCAAGGCGAAAAGCAUGGAUCCUCAGCUUAUUGGCAUUCCGACACGAACCAUUUGCCUGGGUCUGAUGCGGACAGCCAAGCAGAUGGGCAUCAAGGUGACGAGAGAACUGGAACCGGAAUUCGCGAAGCGCAAUGACGAGCCAGUGGAAGGGUUGGAAGAGAGGAGGAAGCAACUGCGGCUCUUGAACAAAGCUUCCAAGAAGGGCAAAAAGAAGUAG
This is a messenger RNA of Durusdinium trenchii, 543 nucleotides long. Lineage: Eukaryota; Dinophyceae; Suessiales; Symbiodiniaceae. The record is from the annotation of a GenBank genome assembly.